AAUGAAAAUAAGAAACAAAUUGGUAGGAAGGGUUCAGUAGGAAGUUUUCCAGUCUCCUACGACCGUGAACGCACCAUCUCUAUCCCGAUUCUCCAUCUUUUCCACCAAGCACAGGACCAACCUUCGUCUUGGACCUCUUGGACUAUUUUCCGGCCCACGUAACCACAGCCAGACUUUAAGGACCACAAUCAUGACGGACUCCAAAUAUUUUACUACAAACAAAAAAGGGGAGAUCUUUGAACUGAAGGCAGAGCUGAACAAUGAGAAAAAGGAGAAAAGGAAAGAAGCUGUGAAGAAAGUCAUUGCAGCCAUGACUGUUGGCAAAGACGUCAGUUCUUUGUUUCCAGAUGUGGUCAACUGCAUGCAGACGGAUAACCUGGAGCUGAAGAAGUUGGUCUACCUCUAUCUGAUGAACUACGCCAAGAGCCAGCCUGAUAUGGCCAUCAUGGCUGUCAACAGUUUUGUCAAGGACUGUGAGGACCCCAACCCUUUAAUCCGAGCUUUGGCAGUCCGCACCAUGGGUUGCAUUCGAGUGGACAAAAUCACUGAGUACCUGUGUGAGCCGCUGAGGAAGUGUCUGAAAGACGAGGAUCCCUACGUGAGGAAGACGGCGGCUGUCUGCGUCGCUAAGCUCCAUGACAUCAAUGCUCAGAUGGUGGAGGACCAGGGUUUCCUGGACUCUCUGAGAGAUCUGAUUGCCGACUCAAACCCCAUGGUUGUGGCCAACGCUGUUGCUGCCCUGUCAGAGAUCAGUGAGUCCCACCCCAACAGCAACCUCCUGGACCUGAACCCGCAGAACAUUAACAAGCUGCUGACAGCUCUGAACGAGUGCACUGAGUGGGGACAGAUCUUCAUCCUGGAUUGUCUCUCCAACUACAACCCAAAAGAUGAACGUGAAGCUCAAAGCAUCUGUGAGCGAGUCACUCCCCGACUGUCCCAUGCCAACUCGGCAGUGGUUCUGUCUGCUGUCAAGGUUCUCAUGAAGUUCUUAGAGCUGCUGCCCAAAGACUCCGACUACUACAACACGCUGCUGAAGAAGCUGUCCCCUCCGCUGGUUACCCUGCUCUCCGGAGAACCAGAGGUCCAGUAUGUGGCUCUGAGGAACAUCAACCUCAUUGUUCAGAAGAGGCCUGAGAUCCUCAAACAGGAAAUCAAGGUGUUCUUCGUCAAGUACAACGAUCCCAUCUAUGUGAAACUGGAGAAACUGGACAUCAUGAUCCGCUUGGCCUCCCAGGCCAACAUCGCCCAGGUUUUGGCUGAACUGAAGGAGUAUGCCACAGAGGUAGACGUUGACUUUGUGCGAAAGGCCGUUCGAGCGAUCGGACGCUGUGCCAUCAAAGUGGAGCAAUCCGCUGAGCGCUGCGUCAGCACCCUGCUGGACCUGAUCCAGACUAAGGUUAACUACGUGGUUCAGGAGGCUAUUGUGGUCAUCAGAGACAUUUUCCGCAAGUACCCUAACAAGUAUGAAAGCAUCAUCGCCACCCUGUGUGAGAACCUGGACUCCCUGGAUGAGCCGGACGCUCGGGCGGCCAUGAUCUGGAUCGUUGGGGAGUAUGCAGAGAGGAUUGACAACGCGGACGAGCUGCUGGAGAGCUUCCUUGAGGGUUUCCAUGAUGAGAGCACCCAGGUCCAACUCACUCUGCUGACUGCUAUUGUGAAGCUGUUCCUUAAGAAGCCGUCUGAGACUCAGGAGCUGGUGCAGCAGGUCCUCAGCCUGGCUACUCAGGACUCUGACAACCCUGACCUCCGUGACCGAGGCUACAUUUAUUGGCGUCUGCUGUCCACUGACCCUGUGACCGCCAAAGAGGUGGUGCUGUCAGAGAAACCGCUGAUCUCUGAGGAGACGGAUUUGAUCGAGCCCACGCUGCUGGAUGAGCUCAUCUGCCACAUCGGCUCCCUGGCCUCCGUCUAUCACAAGCCGCCCAGCGCCUUCGUGGAGGGAAGUCAUGGAAUCCACAGGAAACACCUUCCUGUUCAGCACAGCAGCAUUGAUACCGGUGAAAGCCCGGUGAGUGGCGGUCCAGCUGCCGCCAUGGAUCAGCCGCAUGUCAUCCCCAGCCAGGGCGACCUGCUGGGAGACCUGCUGAACCUGGAUCUGGGUCCUCCCGUCAAUGUGCCCCAGGUGUCCUCCAUGCAGAUGGGUGCGGUGGACCUUCUGGGAGGGGGCCUGGACAGUUUGCUGGGGGGAGACCUGGGCGGAGGUGUUGGGGGAAGUCCAGCAGUUGGACAAAACUUCAUUCCCUCAUCCGUCCCAAGUACUUUUGCCCCCUCGCCCACACCUGCACCCCAGGCUGCCAGCAGCGGCCUGAACGACCUGUUUGAGCUUUCCACAGGGAUGGCCAUCACCACCGGAGGCUACGCCGCUCCAAAAGCAGUCUGGCUCCCUGCGGUGAAAGCGAAGGGUCUGGAAAUUUCAGGAACGUUCUCUCGCCGCCAAGGUCACAUGUACAUGGACAUGAGCUUCACGAACAAGGCCCUUCAGCACAUGACCGACUUCGCCAUCCAGUUUAACAAGAACAGUUUUGGGGUUAUUCCCACCAGUCCUUUACCCAUCCACACUCCACUGAUGCCCAACCAGAGCAUUGACAUCUCUUUGCCCCUCAACACCAUCGGACCCGUCAUGAAGAUGGACCCCUUGAAUAAUUUGCAGGUGGCUGUGAAGAAUAGCAUUGACGUGUUUUACUUCAGCGUUCUCAUCCCUCUCAAUGUAUUCUUUGUUGAGGAUGGAAAAAUGGAGCGACAGGUGUUCCUGGCGACAUGGAAAGACAUCCCCAAUGAAAAUGAGCUGCAGUAUCAGAUAAAGGACUGUCACUUAAAUGCAGACACAGUGUCAGGAAAGCUGCAGAAUAACAACAUCUAUACUAUCGCCAAAAGAAACGUUGAAGGUCAGGACAUGCUUUACCAGUCCCUCAAGCUGACCAACGGCAUCUGGAUCUUAGCCGAGCUCCGCAUUCAGCCGGGAAACCCCAAUUACACGCUGUCUCUGAAGUGCAGGGCCCCCGAGGUUUCCCAGUACGUCUAUCAGAUGUACGACUCUGUGCUGAAGAAUUGAUCGGUCUGCCCAGGCGACAACUCCUCUCUCCACUAACAACUUUCUCAUUUCAUCUGUGUGCAGUCGACUGCCAGAGUAAGAAAGCCCAAGCAGUAAACGACAGACGAGUAACAUUAAAUAUCUUAGUUGUAUUUUUCCUAUAAUAGAUCUACGAGACAAAUACGAGCCAGUACAAAUGUAUUAUGAGUGAUCACUGUCGCAUUACCGAAUCCUUUAAUUCCAUUUCUGGUUGAAAUGUUUACCUCCCAGAAAAGCUGGCGUACCAUUCCAUCCUCAACUGAGUGUCUUAUUGUUGUGACUGAGGAGGGGGGGGCGUCAUGAUGCUUUUGCGUGUGUGGCUUCGUCUCAUACCAGCUAAUAUAUUCAGCUUUUCUCAAAAGUUUCAUUAUUUUGAAAAAGAAAAUCCUCAAAUUGUUAGCCAUGUUUAACAUCAUAAACAAAUGUUGGUCAAAAAUAAGUUUUCAGAAAUCGAAGCAGCUGUUGUGUUCCUACAGUGCCACUCCAUUUUACUCCUAUUGCACAAUAAAUGUCCCAGUGAUGCACAUCUUUGUUUUUUUUCAUCUACCUCUUUUUAUGUUUUUGUUAGCUUUAUUGAUUCUUCAUUUUAUUCUGUGCUUUAACUGUCUUUUGAAUCUCAGUUUCACUUUAUGACAAGUCGGCCAAACCCACCAGACCAAGCAUCGUGCAGAUCCAGCGGUUCAUAUAGUGACAUUGUGAAGUUUCCAUGGUGUAACUUGAAUAGAUAUUGUGCGCACACCCUUUUAUUGUGUCGUGGUCCAGCAGUUGUAGAAAAGACAUUAAACUUUUUUCUGGAUGUAAAUAAAGUGACGCUUUGCCUUUAUUCCAUCAGGUAAUUUUCUUUUCCAGUGGAUUGGUUGUGUUGUUUUCACUGUUUACUCCAAUUUCUGCUUCAUUUUUGUCGUCUCAAGCGUUCCCAUUUCCUUUAUUUUCAUCCCCUCUUUCUCCUGCCUCAUGCUUUUACUUUUCACUGAAGAUUUACAAUAUAUUCAAAAGUUGUUGCCAGCUAGCAAAGUACUAAAAGUAAUAUGAAAAUGUUAAACGGAGCAUUUCAUGUAUGAUUGCUUAAAGUCUGUGUUUAAAUAAUGGGUUGUCACUGUACACCAUUCUUAUGUUAAUAAAUCUUGUGCAACCAGAA
Molecule: messenger RNA, 4208 nt
Organism: Oryzias melastigma (Indian medaka)
Lineage: Eukaryota; Metazoa; Chordata; Actinopteri; Beloniformes; Adrianichthyidae
Gene: ap2b1
Product: adaptor related protein complex 2 subunit beta 1
Exons: 22
Coding region: 191-3052 (953 amino acids)
Biological process (GO): vesicle-mediated transport; intracellular protein transport
Cellular component (GO): clathrin adaptor complex; membrane coat
Molecular function (GO): clathrin binding
Source: RefSeq, a predicted model, not a curated record